GCUCCUGCUCACAUCUCAACAAUUGUUCUAACAAUGGCAACUGCUCCAUGUUCAGUGUUUGUGUCUGUGAAGAAGGCUUCUACGGCGUCAACUGCUCACAAGAUGAACCCCCUCUUGAACCUCCGGUCCUCGAAGCCUCGUCCAGCGGUGGUAUAGAAGACACAUCCGUUCCUGUGUUCUUGUCUGCCCACAUGGUUGGUAUCAACAGAACAGAUGACGUUACUUUAUCCAUUACCAUAUAUGGUGUGCCUGAUUCAUUUGUAUUCACCCGAGGCAUGCGCAGUAAAGACCAAGUCACACUACUGAAGCAACAAUUUGGUGACUUGUUCGUCACCCCAGCGAAAGACUUCUCAGGGAAUUUUACUGUGGACAUCGUUGCGCAAGCAGCACGAGGACGCGAAAAAACACAAACUAAGUCUUCAUUUACCAUUAAUGUUAAAGCUAAAGCCGACAUACCAAACCUCAUUACCGAAGACGCAUGCGCUAAUUUGACAGGGCUAAUACCGCUGCCCAUAAAAGCCUGGCUCAAUGAUAAUGACGGCUCAGAGAAACUGACAAUAACGUUGUCAGGGUUACCAAAUGAAUACCAGCUCAGCCGUCAAGGAAGACUAGUGAAUGGGACGCACUACUUAGAAACCGAUUCUCUUACCGGAUUGGUCGCUCGGUACGACGGAGUCUUUGAGCCUUUUGUCUUGAAGGUUGUUGCAACAUCUGUGGAAAAAUCGAAUGGAGACCGCGCGUCAGUCAUGAAAAUCAUCAACGUCACCAGUUGUAUUCUACAAUGGACUUGUGAGAAGAAUUGCUCAGAUCACGGGGUCUGUGUUGCACCAGACAAGUGCAGAUGUGAAGAGGGAUACACAGAACCAGAUUGUUCUCAAGAUUCUACUGUAAAUACAAAUCCCGGAGACGCAAAAAACUUGGCUGCUAUUGUAGGGGGCAGCGUAGGCGGUGUGAUAUUUCUUCUCUUGMUCGUUGCACUGGUUGCCAUGGCUUUACGAGCUCAUCAAAGUAAAAUCGAUAAAAAUGCCACAGCAAGAAACGUUUACAACAACCCAGCUUACGAGACCUAUUGUUAGUCGAAUCCCCGCAACCGAGGUCUGGGUAAUCAGCUAAGCACUCAAAUACACAAAAUAAUUGUUUUUAAAAGCCACAAUAUUUAUGGAUAAUUGGUACACUCUAUAAAAUCUAUCUAGUUGGGGCUAUGGGAGUUUCGAAGGGGGUCACAUUAUCUUG
Actinia tenebrosa (Australian red waratah sea anemone) is the source of this 1233-nucleotide messenger RNA. RefSeq lists its product as uncharacterized. The record is from RefSeq and is a predicted model, not a curated record. Lineage: Eukaryota; Metazoa; Cnidaria; Anthozoa; Actiniaria; Actiniidae.